Messenger RNA from Nilaparvata lugens (brown planthopper), 2105 nucleotides. Its product is annotated as rac guanine nucleotide exchange factor JJ-like. The transcript has 7 exons. Gene Ontology annotation, molecular function: guanyl-nucleotide exchange factor activity. The coding region runs from base 368 to 1747 and encodes 459 amino acids. The record is from RefSeq and is a predicted model, not a curated record. NCBI's taxonomy places the organism in Eukaryota, Metazoa, Arthropoda, Insecta, Hemiptera, Delphacidae. Gene Ontology annotation, cellular component: cytoplasm.
GAUGACGUUUUUUGAGGUUAUCGUUACUGACACUUCUUAUUUUCCGGAUCAAGCUGCGGUAGCAUAAUAAGCCUAGGCUUAUUUUUGAUCUAUAAUUUCAUUAAUAUAUCAUAAUAUUUAAUAUUCUAAAAUCUGCUUCUGUGUAUAUAAUUUUCAAUUGAUAUUUCUUCAUAUUAUGUUCACACUUUUUUAUGUUGGCAGUUCACAGUGGGCAGUUGGCUAGACUGCUAGUUAUAGUUUAAAAGAAAAACCGAUUACGAUUAACGAACGAUAACGACCAUUUUUAUUUUUGGCAUUAGUUUGUCAUAAAAUAAUUCUGUAUAUUUUGUUCUAAAAAAGCUAAUUGAUUAUAUGUAAGGUUAAAAAAAUGAGUUAUUCAGAGUUGAACAGUCCCGAAAGGACCCUGAGUGAUGAGUUGAAAGAACUGAUCGAUAACAGAAAUAUCCUGACAGAGAAAACAAAGCACAAAGUUAUCAACGACUUACAAAGAGAGAAAAUCGAGAAAGAAGAAAAGAGAUUGAACAUGCAGAUGAAAACUAUGAACGAAUUAGUUGAAUCUGAAAGGAAAUAUUUGUGUCAGCUUGAAACAUUGUUGAGGUUUUUCAGAACACCAUUGGAAGACACAAUCAAAAAUACGGCCGCCAGUAAAGUUUUCGAAAACAUUGAAACAAUCAGAAACCUGAACAAAGUACUUCUUCAAAGGAUUAGCACAGACUUGACGCCGAACAAGAUUGCUGAAGCAUUCAUAGAACUUGCGCCAUUCUUCAAACUGUAUACAAAUUACACCAAUGAUUACAAGCGGACGAUAUUAGCAAUACAGGAGGUCCGCCGACAGAAUCAACGAAUAGAUGAUAACGUUGCUCGUCAAGAAUCCAGACCUGAAGUUGCCAAUCGCAUCAAUUCACUGCUAAUUGUUCCCGUACAAAGAGUACCCCGAUAUAGGUUGCUACUGAGAGAACUAGCCGAACAUACACUGGCCGAAUCGAACGAGAAAACAUUGGUGGAACAUGCAUUGAGAAGGAUUGAAGAGGUGACUGAGUACAUCAACAGCCAGGUCAAUCAGCAAGAUAAUGUUCAGAGAUUGCUGCAAAUACAGAUGAGUCUAGCAGAUGGUAAGCCAAGUAUUAUUCUGCCUGGAAGAACGUUGAUAAAAGAGGGAGUACUAAUGAAGGUUGCUGAUAAUGAGGAUAAGGGAAAACCACGCCAUUUUGUGUUGAUGUCAGAUGCAUUGAUGUGUUGUAAAAUGAAGUCGGGGAGUCUGCAUUGUUCAGCGUUCAUGCCUCUGAGGAAGUGUCACGCUGAAAUGGUGCUUGGUAGAGGCCUUUUCUCGCUAACUGGUCCUGGCUGUAAUCUGCUGCUCUAUUCCAAAGAUGAUAGAGUAGUUGAGGAGUGGGUCGAUGCUAUAUGCCAGGCAAAACUUGAGUAUGAAAAAAGGAUAAGCACUCUUCAGAAGAAGGUGUCGUCAAGACCAUCCCUACAUAGCUGUAUAACUCCUUUAAAUGAGUCAUUUGUUGGAAUAGAAUAUGCCUCGAGGAAACGCAAAUUGGAUAAUCAAGAAAAUUGCUUGCCAAAUGUGAAAAGAUUCCUGAGAAUGACUGAUUCUUCCAAAGGAUCGACAAAGCAGACUUGUUCAGAAAAUGGAAAUCCACUGAGGGCUGUAAUGGAAUCAAAUAGGCAGGAAGGCGCACAAGGAGGAUAUUAUUCACUUUUCAAGAAUUUUUUGACUCGUAUUGGCAAUUGGCUUUAACUUUUGAUCGAUUUUUGUCCUAAAAGUGAUAGAAAUAUUUAUAAGAAAUGUUUUAAAGUUUCUAUGGAUUAUUAAAUUUUAUACUUUUGUGUAUGAAACAAAGCAUCAUCCUUAUAAUAAUAUAUUUAUAUUAACUAGUUUUAAAAACUUGAAAAUAUUUUUUUUAUCAUUGUUAAGGUUCCUACUUUUGUGUUUACAGAACACCUUUGGUACCUAUUUUUAACUUGAAAAGAUUGUGUGUAAUGAAUGAAUGAAACUAAAACAGGUGAAACAAUUUCACCCAACUUGACAGAACCGGUAUGUGUUUGUGCUUUUUGAACUAUUCUAAUUGGAAUAAAUUUUAACUUCACAAUAAAAA